AUGUUCAAGCAGAAGCUCAAAAGGGUGAAGGCAGCACUUUCAAGAUGGAGUAGGGAAUCAGGUGAUAUAUUCAAGCGGCUGUCUAUUUUAGAGGACAUUGUUAGGGUGAAAGAGAUAUUGUUUGAAGAAGAACCUACAAUUGAGAAUAGGAUUGUGCUUCAAAAGGCUCAAUCUGAAUUGAAGAAAUACUUGAGUAUUGAGGAGCAGUAUUGGAAGGAAAAAGCUGGGAUGACUUGGUUUGAUGAAGGAGAUAUGAAUACAAGUUUCUUUCACAAUCAUGUCAAUGGCAAAAGAAAGAAGUUGCAACUGAAGAGGAUCAACAAUGGCAGUGGGGUAUGGAUUGAAGAUCAGGAGCAAUUGGCUACAGCUGCAAUGGACUUCUAUAAAAACCAGUUCACAACUGAAGGUGAUGCUUCUGACUUUUCCUUGCUCAAUAAUAUACCUUCCAUGGUGACUAUGGAUGAGAACUUGGAACUUAGCAGAAUGCCAACACUUGAAGUCAGGGAUGCAGUUUUUGAGCUUAGUGGGGAGAGUGCUAGUGGACCUGAUGGAUUCACUGGCCUAUUUUAUCAUUCAUGCUGGGAUGUUAUUGGUGCUAACACACACAACAUGGUUCUACAUUUCUAUGGAGGAGUUGCAUUGCCUAAAUCCAUUACUCAUACCAAUCUAGUGUUGCUGCCAAAGAAACCUAGAGUGGAGACCUUUUCUGACUUAAGACCUAUUAGCUUGAGCCACUUCAUUAACAAGGUCUUUUCUAGGGUGUUACAUGAUAUAUUGGAGGGAUUUCUUCCUUCUCUAAUAUCUCCAAACCAAUUCAGAUUUGUGAAGGGUAGGAGCAUAUUUGAGAACAUCUUAUUGACCCAAGAAAUUGUGACUGAUACAAGGCUAAGGGGAAAGCCAGCUAAUGUGGUGAUCAAGCUUGAUAUGGCUAAGGCUUAUGACAGUGUUUCAUGGAAGUAUUUAUUGCAUGUGCUGAGGAAGAUGGGAUUCUCUGAACACUUCAUCAUCAUGGUGUGGAACUUGGUGUCAAUUAAUUGGUAUUCACUGUUGGUGAAUGGGCAGGCUUUAGGGUUCUUCAAGUCAACUAGGGGUGUGAAGCAAGGGGAUCCUCUAUCUCCAGCUUUGUUCAUAUUGUCAGCUGAGGUACUUUCCGGGUCUUUGAAUAAGCUCUUUGAACACAAGUCAUUUAUGGGAUUUGGAAUGCCUAAGUGGUCUGAUCCUUUAAACCACUUGGCAUAUGCUGAUAAGACUAUAAUCUUUGCAUCUGCUCAUCCUCCCUCUUUGAGCAAGAUUAUGGCAGUACUGGGAAGCUAUGAGAGGAUAUCAGGCCAGAUGAUCAACAAAGAUAAGAGUUCUUACUACAUGCAUUCAAAGGUUGCUAAUGGAUUGUUUCAAGCAGUUGGAGCUAUUACUGGAUUUGCAAGAGUCCUUGAUCCACCAAACAACAUCUUGGAGAAUCUACAUAAGAUCUUUGCUAGGUUCUUUUGGAGCACAAAAGAAGAAGGGUGGAGCAGACAUUGGGCUUCUUGGCAAAAUCUUUGCCUUCCUAAAGAAGAAGGGGGCCUAGGUUUUAGGUCCUUACAUGAUGUUUCAAGGGCACUAUUUGCUAAGCUUUGGUGGAGGUUUAGGACCACAAAAUCUUUGUGGUCUAAUUUCAUGUGGAAUAAGUAUUGCAAAAAGGAGUUACCAACAGUGGUGCAGUUUAGGGAAGGGUCUCAUGUUUGGAGACAAAUGCUGAAUGCUAGAGAAGAAGUUGAACAUGAGAUCUUAUGGGAAUUGAAGAGUGGAACAACUAAUAUUUGGCACAAAAAUUGGACUGGAUUGGGUGCACUUUAUCAUGUACUUCCUGAAGACUUUCCUAUCAAUGAAGAUCUCCAGGAAGUGGCAGAAUUGAGGCAUGGAGAAGCAUGGGAUGAUCAGCUACUAGACCAGACCAUCAAUGAAGAUAUUGCUGAACAUAUUAGAUCCAAUGUGCAUUAUGAAGGCAGUGAGGAGUACUGGGAUAAACCAUAUUGGAUGCCAACCUCAUCAGCUGAAGCAAAUCAUAAGGCAUUGGUGGAAUGCACAAUGUUGUCCCAAGCUGAAGCCACUGUUCAGGCAAUUCCAGCUAUCAUCACUUGGGAGCUAUGGAAGAGGAGAAAUGCAGGCAAACAUGGAGGAUCAGUGUCCACAAAUAGGCUUCCUUUUCAUGGUUGGUAUAAAUGCAACACUGAUGGAGCCUCAAAGGGCAAUCCUGGUCCUAGUUCCCUAGGCUUUUAUGUGAGGAAUGAUGAAGGUGAUGUGGUGUAUGCUAGGGCAGUAGACUUGGGGGUGACAACCAAUGUGGUAGCUAAAGCUAAGGCGAUUCUUCAAGGUUUGGAAUACUGUAUGGAGCAUGAUCUUCACCCUCUCAUAUUGGAAACUGACUCAUUGGUGAUGAAGAAGGUGAUAGAAGGGGAAUGGGAUCCUCCAUGGGUAAUUGCACCUGAUGUGAAGAGAAUUAAGGAGCUGAAGGGCAACUUCAAUGUGAUCUUUCAACAUGUGUUCAGAGAAGGCAACUCAGUGGCGGAUUUCAUAGCUAACAUUGUGUUUUCUUUUGCAAGUACAUCUGAGUUUCACUCAUUCUCUAAACUGCCUAGUGCAGGGAGGAGGUUGAUCAAUUUAGACAAGUCUCAAACUCCUAACCUUAGGGUACCAGUGGUAUUAGCAUGGUCACAUGCUCAUUCUGGGGGUGCUUUGAUAGUGUAUAGGAACAAUGUGAUAAGCAGGUAUUGGAUGGUGCAAUUUAUCCUACUUCUGAUAUGUUCAAAUGUUAAGGAAAUGGCUGAAUUUGUUAUGUUGCAUUUCUGGAGAUUAUUGAAUCAUUUCUCAGUGGUAUUAGCAUGUUUUCAUGCUCAAUCUGAGGAUGGUUUAGCAAUGUUUAGAAUGAUGUCUACAUUAAAAGUUUGGGUAGAGAAGGAUCUGAGCUUAAAAGAUCACAAAAUUACCCUGCUCCACAAGCCUGGCGGUGCCAGGCUAAAGCCUAACUAUACCUGGCUUGACCCUGGGGUCGCCAGCCUCAAGCCUGGCUUUAGCCUUGCAAAGCCUGCUUAA
Molecule: messenger RNA, 3072 nt
Organism: Nicotiana attenuata
Lineage: Eukaryota; Viridiplantae; Streptophyta; Magnoliopsida; Solanales; Solanaceae
Exons: 5
Coding region: 1-3072 (1023 amino acids)
Molecular function (GO): RNA-DNA hybrid ribonuclease activity; nucleic acid binding
Source: RefSeq, a predicted model, not a curated record